GCCGUGUUCCCCAGUUCUCUGUAGUAUUUUUAGCUCAGUUGGCACUGGCAAGGUGCAGAAGAGAACAGCCCAGGCCUGAUAAGAAGCAUAUAAAAGGGAUCUGUGAACCACCAGCAUUUGCCUGACCUUGGCAGACUGCAGCGAGACACGGACACAUAGCAACUAGGGAGGGGGACUUAUCCUGUGAAAUUGAGUGUCCUCAGUGCCACCUGGUCUCAAUGAGAGACCUUUGCAGUUACUCCACCGAACUGCCAUCUGCACAAAUGAAGAUGGACUGCAACUCUGGCAAGUCGUCCAAACCCCACAGUGUCAAAGUGAGCAAAUCAAUGUCCACCAUUUGCUCUUCCUCAAGUAAUGCCAACUGCCAUGAAAGCCACCCCAUCCAAGGCCCUGCGAGGCAAGCUCAGGGUAGGAACCACAAUGAAAAACUGUCCCCGUCCCCAGAUACCAUGUCAACUGCCACUAGAGAGAGUCAAAUGUCAGACUUCUAUAAUGGCAAUGUAGCCCUGAGGUGCCCCUCUGACGCCUCUGAGAAGCUCCACCAAAGGGUUGCCAAGGAGAGCAGAUGGAAUGGGGAGACCACUCCGAAGGAAAUUAUGGCAAAAAAGAGAAUAGCCAAUGCCCCCAAGGAUUCUCCCAUCAAGCGUACUUUCCUGUUUGGGGAAAACAAAAUUGACAACGGCAGCAAGAUGACCCUGAAGAAAGCUAUCAUCCAUAAGCCACCUGAGAAGAGUUGUUCUCCACUAGCUGUUUCCAGAGAAGGGAUGGAUGGCUUGAGAGGAAAGACACAGGCAUGGUCCAGUGUGACCCAGAGAAAGAAAAGGCGAGACCUUUUCCCAGACUCAAAGGUUUUCAGCCACAUAGACGCUCAUGUUCUGCGUGUGAGCGAGCAGAUAAAAUCAAAGCCGGCUUUGCCGUCAGUCCAGACCAUUGUUCAGCUGAUUACUGAUGAGGCCCGAAGCAAACUGGAGACCGUGCGAGCAAUAUGGAUGUGGCUGUGUCACAAUAUCCGAUAUGAUGUGGAUGGCUUCUUAGGGUUAUCUCAGAAGAUCCAUACCCCAGAACAGGUCCGGCAAACUGGAAGAGGCGUGUGCUCCGGUUAUGCCCAUUUAUGCCGAGAAAUGUGCAGGGAGGCAGGUGUGAGUUGCAUUGAAGUGUCGGGCUACGGGAGAGGUACCGGAUACCAACAAGGGCAAAACUGCCAACAAAAGAAAUCCAACCACAUGUGGAAUGCAGUUCAGCUGGAAGGACAGUGGUACCUGCUGGAUGCAUGCUGGGGUGCAGGCACCGUGGAUGCAGAGAAGAGAUUGUUUAUACCCAGGUAUGAUGACUUCUUCUUUCUAACCGACCCUGAGCAUUUCAUUGAGACCCACUGGCCUGAUGAGCCAGAAUGGCAGCUUGUGCAGCCGCGUGUCUCGCUGGAAGACUUUGAACAGAGAGUUUUUAAAACAUCGGAGUUUUUUAACCUGCAGCUCUCCCUUCUUUCUCCAAACCACUCCCUUCUCAAAACAGAACGCGGGGAAGCAACAGUGUCGCUGAGGAGCACACAUCCAGCAGAAUUUAGCUAUCAUCUCUCCAAGCUCUGUGGCGAUGUUAGCAAAGAAGCUUUAGGCAUGACUCAUGGGAUGCUGACAGUGUCUGAGAAGAGCAUGACUCUCAAAGUUCUCCCCCCUACGGAGGGCUUGUUUGAGCUGAUGAUCUUCGCUCGGCCAGCGGACACUCAGAACUCCUAUAGCUGGGUGUGUUCCUAUCAGAUCAAGUGCCUGGAGUCGCACAAGAAAGAACUGCCUGAAAACCCCUUUCAUUUCUGGGGCCUCCAUCCGAAGGGGAAAGACUUUGGGAUUGAGGAGAGCAAUUGUGGCGAGGACCUGAUUGUUGUUGCAACAGGAAGUUUGCUGUUGACGCUACAGACAUCUAGACCCUUGCUGGCCACGUACCAGCUGGUGAAUAAAGAUCUAGACACCUCCCUGAGCACGAAGUGCCUAGCCUCUCAAGCAGAGGAGGAGAAGCUGAGUUGUCACGUGCUGUGUCCUUUUCUGGGUUACUACAGACUUUCUGUGUUUGUGAAAGAUUUAGGAGACGACCUGUUCAAAAACGCAGCCAACUUCCUCAUUCGUUGCUCUGGUCCCAUCAACCAGAAUGAGCUCUUCCCAUCUGGCCUCAGCAUGCACUGUGGGACAGGGAUCAGCACUGGCUGUAGGGGCUUUUCUAACCCCAGCCACCCUGCCCCCAUCAUCAACACCAACCAGGGUAAGUGCAACAUCACGUUCCACACCCCGUCAGACACCGAAGUGGCCGCCAUCCUGAGUAAGGACAAAAUCACCAACACCAAGUACCCCAUGGAGAGAUACAUCCUGCUCACCCAUCUGGGAAACAAGGUCAGUGUCUGUAUCCUGCUUCCUGAAUCAGGCCUUUACAAAGUGGGGCUCUUCAGCAGGAACAAGGACCACAAGGAUUUUGCUCAUGUCUGCGACUAUGUUGUCCGCUGCUUUUCCGAGCCACGGUGGCUUCCAUUCCCCCGAGUGUACAGCACUUGGAGGAAAGGCUGCAUCUUGCUACAGCCCAGGACGGGAGUGCUCCAGGAACGAAGCUGGAUCAAGUUCAGAGUCAAGCUGCCAAAAGCCUAUAGAGCUCUCGUGGUCGGGCAAUCCAGGACUGAACUGCAGCCAACUUGUAGCAAGAUCUGGGAAGGGGAGGUGUACACCGGGCUCGCUCGGACUGUGCUCAAGCUGGCGGUGAAGUUCAGUCAGCAUUCCACCAGCAUGGAUGUCAUCCUGUCAUUUGAUGUGGAAGGCAACUCCCCCAGUUCAGAGGGGUCUUCAGGGUAAAUGAUCCAGAGACACGGGGAAGCUGGAAAUGAUCAGGAGAGUGAUGGAAGCAAGCAAGAAGCUCUCAAAAUUGAGGUGCUCUGAUAAGACACAUAAAUAAGUCCAAAAGUACAUGCACAUCAGGUGGAGGUGCAGAAUUGUACAUUGUACAUCAUUUCCUGCAAGAUAUCCUUAGAUGCUUAGAGAUGAUGCAGCAAUUUAAUCAGAACCAGAGCACUGAAAACUCCUAAUAGUCUACAUGGAUCAGGGAUCCACCUACAUGGAUCGUUGUUCGACACCUCUCCAGAAAGAUUGUUUAACUGCUUAUUACCAGAUUGAAUAAUUGUUCAGCAUGUUUUAGUUGACAUUUCUUCAAGAUCUUGGGAAUUAACAGUGUUUUCUUCCUCUUAAGAGCAAAAAAAACAAAACCAAACCAAACCAAACCUGGAGCCAAAAGCAUCAGGUGAUAGCAAUAUUUUUAAAAACAUAAAUAUGUAUAAAGGAAGUUAAUCAUUUCCUGAUGGAGUCCAUGCUAACGAGGGAGAACGUGUGUCAUUUUUAACUGCCACUUUAAAAUUUCUUCCAGGAUCUGAAGAAUGGAAUCUACCCAUCCUUCACUAGCCAGCAUGAUACGUAAGUGCACUGUACAUGUGUGUGCUGGGAGUGGGUAUAGCCAUCAGGAAAGCAGUUCCGUGGCCUAGAUACACCAUAUAAAUAAUAAAAAAGGCUGAUCAGAGAAGCAAUUAUAAUCUGACAUGCUAAAAGACAGCCUUGUAGCAGAGAUAAGAACACCGCACUGGCAGGUUGCUACAUAUAACAGAAUGGAUUUUACUAGUCAUAUAUUCUUCCAGAACAUGUGUAUAAUUUAUAAACACAUGGACACAAAGAGUAAUUACAUCGCCAACCACCAAAAUGCAGCCACCUCUGGGGUGGUGCUAGACAACUGAAUGUUGCACAGCAAUAUUAUGUGACAGUUUAGGAUAGGAAGAGCUGGCAAUUAUCUCCAACUGCACCACCAAAAGGAAUCUUUAAAACAGGGUUUAGCUCAGCAUGUCCACCUUGUUUGGAACAUAGGAACUGCCCCUCUUUUAGAAGCUGCUGUCAUUGCUGGGGGACUAGAGAGGGCAAGAGCGAUGCAGUGGGUAUCUGUACAACAUACAGUGAAACCAUCUCCACACCUGCUCCACACUGAUGUUUUAAAUGGAAAUUCUGGCUGCAAUACCUUUGAAUGAGGUCUAGGGUUAUUUUUGGAUGCUUUUAAAGAAACAGACGGGGGGCACUGUCCACUGUUAUUCAGAGACAGCCUAUUAUGUUUGAUUUACUGAAGAAGUUGGAUAAAAAUGGCUUUUAACUUCAGCCAGCUUUUCCAGGGCAUGGAAAAUAAUCAAACAUCUGAGCUGCUACACUGGUGAAGGCCAAGGGCCCCAUUUUACAAGAGGUGAAGAACUAAUUGGGAAAGCACAAAAGUCCUGGAAUAAUAGGGAGAAAAUCCUGCCAAGGAACAUGAUACAAGGAUAAUUGUGAACCGAGAUGGAUCUGCCCGUGAAGCGUACACAUUGCCAACAGCCUAGAAGCACAGAGCAGCUGGCAAGGAGGGCGGUGUGGCUGUGAUUACAAGAAUCUGUCAAUAAAGUGUCUCCCAGGAU
Messenger RNA from Dermochelys coriacea (leatherback sea turtle), 4453 nucleotides. RefSeq names its product kyphoscoliosis peptidase-like. The coding region runs from base 219 to 2828 and encodes 869 amino acids. The record is from RefSeq and is a predicted model, not a curated record. NCBI's taxonomy places the organism in Eukaryota, Metazoa, Chordata, Testudines, Dermochelyidae. The transcript has 8 exons.